ACAUUUUACAUUCACUGUUACAUUUAUACUUGAAAAGUCACAAUGGCGGAUAACGAACGGGAUAACUUCCUAAGAGAGCUAAAGAAAAGCGUUUUCGAUUCUCAUCCUGGUGUGGAAGAUCAGAUUUCAGGCGCCUUUAGUGCCCAUGACGUUGUAGGUGAUGGGUUUUUACCCUUUAGCGUCGUAGAGGCGCUUUUGAGACAUUACUUUACUCAAUCAGGAUUAGUUGAGUACAUUUACCCAUUCCUGGACAGUAAUGACCACUUGGACACGGCGGUACUUGCUCCCUUUUUACAGGGCACUCAGUUGGAGUCUUUGGAUGAAGACACCCUUUUAUCCUGUGAGGACAUGAAGACUCUGGCAACAUUGUGGCUCAAGAAGAUUAGCGAGGCAUACAGCCAAGAUGCUUUGGCUGGCAGGAAGAAUGCCUUCAACUGUGUAGUUAGCCCUCCCAGUCAGAGACAGGAGCCGUGCUCAGUGUUGGCACCUUCUGACGAAUUUUUGGACCAAGACGUCGAGGUGGUUGGGCCGUCCCCUCAGGAGAUUGUCGACUCGUACGUAAAUUCGAUCAUGCAAGAGGUUCAGAGGAACAAGUCUGCGGGAAUCGUUUGCUACGCCUACCCGGCUGCACUCACUCCAAACGGGGCAUGCACGAGUGCCGGAGCAGUUUUACCUCACCGUCGUCCAAGAGCAAAGAGAGAAAAGACCAGGUUACUCUUUGGUUGUUGUUAGGUGGGCGAGCAGGUCCAGACAAAAUGGUGGCUAUAAAGCCC
This is a messenger RNA of Theileria equi strain WA, 773 nucleotides long. RefSeq lists its product as hypothetical. The transcript is spliced from 2 exons. The record is from RefSeq and is a predicted model, not a curated record. Bases 43 to 732 code for a protein of 229 amino acids. Lineage: Eukaryota; Apicomplexa; Aconoidasida; Piroplasmida; Theileriidae.